AUGCAUAAAAGAUGGCUUGAAGAGGGGGAGGCCUCGGACUUCUCGCUGGCCUGGGAUUCCUCCGUGACUGCAUCAGGAGGCCUGGAAGGAGAGCCUGAGUGUGAUCGGAAAACCAGCCGUGCGCUGGAAGACAGGAACAGCGUGACAAGUCAAGAGGAGAGAAAUGAGGACGAUGAAGACAUGGAGGAUGAGUCAAUUUACACCUGCGAUCACUGUCAGCAGGACUUCGAGUGUCUGGCAGACCUGACGGACCACCGGGCCCACCGCUGUCCUGGAGAUGGUGACGACGACCCGCAACUCUCCUGGGUCGCCUCGUCUCCCUCCAGCAAGGAUGUUGCGUCACCCACGCAGAUGAUCGGAGAUGGGUGUGACCUCGGCUUGGGCGAGGAGGAAGGGGGCACGGGCCUGCCGUACCCCUGCCAGUUCUGCGACAAGUCCUUCAUCCGCCUGAGCUACUUGAAGAGGCACGAGCAGAUCCACAGCGACAAGCUGCCGUUCAAGUGCACCUACUGCAGCCGCCUCUUCAAGCACAAGAGGAGUCGUGACCGGCACAUCAAGCUGCACACGGGCGACAAGAAGUACCACUGUCACGAGUGCGAGGCCGCCUUCUCCCGCAGCGACCACCUCAAGAUCCACCUGAAGACCCACAGCUCCAGCAAGCCCUUCAAGUGCACCGUCUGCAAGCGCGGCUUCUCCUCCACCAGCUCGCUGCAGAGCCACAUGCAGGCGCACAAGAAGAACAAGGAGCACCUGGCCAAGUCAGAGAAGGAGGCCAAGAAGGACGACUUCAUGUGUGACUACUGCGAGGACACCUUCAGCCAGACAGAGGAGCUGGAGAAGCACGUGCUCACCCGCCACCCCCAGCUCUCCGAGAAGGCCGACCUGCAGUGCAUCCACUGCCCCGAGGUCUUCGUGGACGAGAACGCGCUGCUCGCCCACAUCCACCAAGCCCACGCCAACCAGAAACACAAGUGCCCCAUGUGCCCCGAGCAGUUCUCCUCGGUGGAGGGCGUCUACUGCCACCUGGACAGCCACCGGCAGCCCGACUCCAGCAACCACAGCGCCAGCCCCGACCCCGUGCUGGGCAGCGUGGCCUCCAUGAGCAGCGCCACGCCGGACUCCAGCGCAUCCGUGGAGCGCGGCUCCACCCCGGACUCCACCUUGAAGCCGCUGCGGGGCCAGAAGAAGAUGCGGGACGAGGGCCAGGGCUGGUCCAAGGUGGUCUACAGCUGCCCCUAUUGCUCCAAGCGGGACUUUAACAGCCUGGCCGUGCUGGAGAUCCACCUGAAGACCAUCCACGCCGACAAGCCUCAGCAGAGCCACACGUGUCAGAUCUGCCUGGACUCCAUGCCCACGCUGUACAACCUCAACGAGCAUGUCCGCAAGCUGCACAAGAGCCACGCCUACCCGGUGAUGCAGUUCGGCAACCUCUCGGCCUUCCACUGCAACUACUGUCCCGACGUGUUCGCCGACAUCAACAGCCUGCAGGAGCACAUCCGUGCCUCCCACUGCGGCCCCGACGUCGGCCCGCCCGACGGCAGUAACGCCUUCUUCUGCAACCAGUGCUCCAUGGGCUUCCUGACUGACGCUUCCCUCACCGAGCACAUCCAGCAGGCUCACUGCGGUGUAGGCAGCGCCAAGCUGGAGUCCCCGGUCGUGCAGCCCACGCAAUCCUUCAUGGAGGUCUACUCCUGCCCCUACUGCACCAACUCGCCCAUCUUCGGCUCCAUCCUGAAGCUCACCAAGCACAUCAAGGAGAACCACAAGAACAUUCCGCUCGCCCACAGCAAGAAGUCCAAGGCGGAGCAGAGCCCGGUCUCGUCCGACGUGGAGGUGGCCUCCCCCAAGCGGCAGCGGCUCUCGGCCAGCGCCAACUCCAUCUCCAACGGCGAGUAUCCCUGUAAUCAGUGCGACCUCAAGUUCUCCAACUUCGAGAGCUUCCAGACCCACCUGAAGCUGCACCUGGAGCUGUUGCUGCGGAAGCAGGCGUGCCCCCAGUGCAAAGAGGACUUCGACUCCCAGGAGUCCCUCCUGCAGCACCUGACGGUGCACUACAUGACCACGUCGACCCACUACGUGUGCGAGAGCUGUGACAAGCAGUUCUCCUCGGUGGACGACCUGCAGAAGCACCUGCUGGACAUGCACACCUUCGUGCUGUACCACUGCACCCUGUGUCAGGAGGUCUUCGACUCCAAGGUGUCCAUCCAGGUGCACCUGGCCGUGAAGCACAGCAACGAGAAGAAGAUGUACCGCUGCACGGCCUGCAACUGGGACUUCCGCAAGGAGGCCGACCUGCAGGUGCACGUCAAACACAGCCACCUGGGCAACCCGGCCAAGGCGCACAAGUGCAUCUUCUGCGGGGAGACCUUCAGCACCGAGGUGGAGCUGCAGUGCCACAUCACCACGCACAGCAAGAAGUACAACUGCAAGUUCUGCAGCAAGGCCUUCCACGCCAUCAUCCUGCUGGAGAAGCACCUGCGGGAGAAGCACUGUGUGUUCGACGCCGCCCCCGAGAACGGCACGGCCAACGGGGUGCCCCCCGCCGCCGCCAAGAAGGCGGAGCCCGCCGACCUGCAGGGCGUGCUGCUCAAGAACCCCGAGGCGCCCAACAGCCACGAGGCCAGCGAGGACGACGUGGACGCGUCGGAGCCCAUGUACGGCUGCGACAUCUGCGGGGCGGCCUACACCAUGGAGGUGCUGCUGCAGAACCACCGGCUGCGGGACCACAACAUCCGGCCGGGGGAGGACGACGGCUCGCGCAAGAAGGCCGAGUUCAUCAAGGGCAGCCACAAGUGCAACGUGUGCUCGCGGACUUUCUUCUCGGAGAACGGGCUCCGGGAGCACCUGCAGACGCACCGGGGCCCCGCCAAGCACUACAUGUGCCCCAUCUGCGGCGAGCGCUUCCCCUCCCUGCUGACGCUCACCGAGCACAAGGUGACCCACAGCAAGAGCCUGGACACCGGCACCUGCCGUAUCUGCAAGAUGCCCCUGCAGAGCGAGGAGGAGUUCAUCGAGCACUGUCAGAUGCACCCCGACCUGCGCAACUCGCUCACGGGCUUCCGCUGCGUAGUGUGCAUGCAGACGGUCACCUCCACGCUCGAGCUCAAGAUCCACGGCACCUUCCACAUGCAGAAGCUGGCGGGCAGCUCGGCCGCGUCCUCCCCCAACGGCCAGGGGCUGCAGAAGCUCUACAAGUGUGCCCUGUGCCUCAAGGAGUUCCGCAGCAAGCAGGACCUGGUGAAGCUCGACGUCAACGGGCUCCCCUACGGCCUCUGUGCCGGCUGCAUGGCCCGCAGCGCCAACGGACAGGUGGGCGGCCUGGCCCCGCCCGAGCCCGCCGACCGGCCCUGCGCCGGCCUCCGCUGUCCCGAGUGCAGCGUCAAGUUCGAGAGUGCCGAGGACCUGGAGAGCCACGUGCAGGUGGACCACCGUGACCUCACGCCGGAGACCAGUGGGCCCCGGAAAGGCGCCCAGACGUCGCCAGUGCCCCGGAAAAAGACAUACCAGUGCAUCAAGUGCCAGAUGACCUUUGAGAACGAGAGAGAGAUCCAAAUCCAUGUUGCCAACCACAUGAUUGAGGAAGGCAUCAAUCACGAGUGUAAGCUGUGUAACCAGAUGUUCGACUCCCCAGCCAAGCUCCUCUGUCACCUCAUUGAGCACAGCUUUGAGGGCAUGGGCGGCACCUUCAAAUGCCCCGUGUGCUUCACAGUCUUUGUCCAGGCCAACAAGUUGCAGCAGCACAUCUUUGCCGUGCAUGGGCAGGAGGACAAGAUCUACGAUUGCUCGCAGUGCCCACAGAAGUUCUUCUUCCAGACCGAGCUGCAGAACCACACGAUGAGCCAGCACGCACAGUGAGGGACCGCUCGACAGGACACCUCUCCGCAGAAGGCUUGCCGGAGACGCCGUGGGGAGGGCCAUUUGAACAUUACAUCCAAUCAAAGUGUCAUUUGCAACCCAGAUGUAAAACUCUAAUGAUUUGGCCAUGAGGCGCUGCUAUUAUAAGCAGCUGGAAAUGAAUAUUAAUGGCAGAGAUUAAAAGUAUUCCAUGCUCAGUAUUUUUUAUUGUCCUGCUACAGCUAGUGUGCUUUUAGAGUUUCCGCCGAAGACUACAUUUCUAGAGUUAGA
Messenger RNA from Neomonachus schauinslandi (Hawaiian monk seal), 4125 nucleotides. RefSeq names its product zinc finger protein 423 (gene ZNF423). Gene Ontology annotation, cellular component: nucleus. Lineage: Eukaryota; Metazoa; Chordata; Mammalia; Carnivora; Phocidae. The transcript is spliced from 8 exons. The record is from RefSeq and is a predicted model, not a curated record. Gene Ontology annotation, molecular function: DNA-binding transcription factor activity, RNA polymerase II-specific; RNA polymerase II transcription regulatory region sequence-specific DNA binding. Bases 1 to 3855 code for a protein of 1284 amino acids. Gene Ontology annotation, biological process: regulation of transcription by RNA polymerase II.